AUGGGAUUUGGGAUGCUUGUGGGACAUCUAAGUGAAGAUGAUGAGCAGGAAAGUGGACAAGUGGACCAGGAGCUGAUCACUGUAAUUGACCUUGUGGCUGAUUCUCCAAAGAACCCCUCCCCUUCUCGCUCCUGCGCCAAAUGGCCAGCUGGCAACUCUGACCACCAUUGUGACUACUUUGACCUUGACGUGGCUGUGGAGAUCCACCUUGAUCACAAGGACAGCAGGUCUACCCUGUGGUGGCGGAGGGCACCUUGGUCUUGGAAUAACCUCAACGUGGAAAGUGAUUCUACAUCAGGAACCAGCUUUCCUCUCUCCAAAGAAGCACCAGGGGAGCAUUCAGACCACGAGACUGCACACCAACCCCUCCCCAGACAGCGAUUCCAGCAAGAGGCUGGGCACCCUUCAUUGCAAAGAGACGGCCCCCGAUCCUUUCUCCUUGAUCUACCAAACUUUCCAGAUCUUUCCAAAGCUGAUAUCAAUGGGCAGAAUCCAAAUAUCCAGGUCACCAUAGAGGUGGUGGACGGUCCUGACUCGGAAGCAGAUAAAGACCAGCAUCCGGAGAAUAAGCCCAGCUGGUCUGUCCCACCCCCCGACUGGCGGGCCUGGUGGCAGAGGUCCUUGUCCUUGGCGAGGGCCAACAGCGGGGACCAGGACUACAAGUACGACAGUACCUCAGACGACAGCAACUUCCUCAACCCCCCUGGGGGGUGGGGCCGUCCGGCCCCAGGCCACCGGACUUUUGAAACCAAAGAUCAGCCAGAAUAUGAUUCCACAGAUGGUGAGGGCGACUGGAGUCUCUGGUCUGUUUGCAGUGUCACCUGUGGAAAUGGCAACCAGAAACGGACCAGGUCCUGUGGCUAUGCAUGUACUGCAACAGAAUCUAGGACCUGUGACCAUCCAAACUGCCCAGGGAUUGAAGACACCUUCAGGACAGCUGCCACUGAAGUGAGUCUGCUUGCGGGAAGUGAAGAGUUUAAUGCCACCAAGCUCUUUGAAGUUGACACGGACAGCUGUGAGCGGUGGAUGAGCUGCAAGAGCGAGUUCUUAAAGAAGUACAUGCACAAGGUGAUCAAUGACCUGCCCAGCUGCCCCUGCUCCUACCCCACCGAGGUGGCCUACAGCACAGCCGACAUCUUCGACCACAUCAAGCACAAGGACUUCCGCUGGAGGGAUGCCAGCGGGCCCAAGGAGAAGCUGGAGAUCUACAAGCCUACCGCCCGCUACUGCAUUCGCUCUAUGCUGUCCCUGGAGAGCACCACGCUGGCCGCCCAGCACUGCUGCUAUGGUGACAACAUGCAGCUCAUCACCAGGGGCAAAGGGGCGGGCACGCCCAACCUCAUCAGCACCGAGUUCUCGGCGGAGCUCCACUACAAAGUGGACAUCCUGCCCUGGAUCAUCUGCAAGGGCGACUGGAGCAGGUACAAUGAGGCCCGGCCUCCCAACAACGGACAGAAGUGCGCGGAGAGCCCCUCAGAUGAAGAUUACAUGAAGCAGUUCCAAGAGGCCAGGGAGUAUUAAGAAGACGCUACCAGAAUGUUCGUGACACAAAUGCACUGCACUGAUCUGCCUCCUGGCCCAGAGGCCAUCUCACCCGCAUGCGUGUAUGUGUGUAUAUGCCACGUGAGUAUCUGUGUAAAUUACACUAGGGGUGUGCUCCAGGCCCCGUGACUGCCAUCUGAAGCCACCACUGUGGUCUUCAGUGCCUACAGACCUCCCUGGAGCUCUUCCUAGGGGUGAUGUCCACAAGGAGGAUGGGGACAAGGAAGCGGGAAGAGGACCCUGGAAGCCACAGCGGGCAGGAUUCAAGUCACACCCCGGAUCCAGUGUUUCUAAGGGAAGCAAAAGGCGAAAGAAACUGAAGUUGUAAACGUGAUAAGCAGUUUUUAUAUAUAACUUAUUUAAUGUGAAUGUGACUUAUGCCUAACCUUUUCUCUGGAGUUGUCAGUCGUGAAAUUAUUUAAUCACUUCCAAGAGAAUUCAGAAGGAGGCUUAGGGAGGUGGAAGAGAAAGAGAAUUUUCUAGUGAUGACUCCUUUAAAAAAUAAAUAAAUCAAUGGAAAUAUAUCGAAACAAGAAAACGCCCACCUUAAACCAAAGGUUAUUUAGUCAUGAGGUACCUUGCUGGAGUCUCAGCUUCCAAAAUGCCCUUGCCUCAGACUGAGUAGAAACUGGGGGGCAAAUGGGCAUUUUGGAAGCAAAUCUGAGGCCUGGUUUUAAAUAGGCUUUAAAAUAAAAGCCGAUAUUAGCACAAUGCUAUGAUUCUACUAAAAGGACCCAGAAUGGCAGAAUUUCUGCUCAUGCCUUAGUCGGUUUAGAAGGCUGCAGGAAGGCCAGACGUAAAAAUAAGGAGUUAGCACUUUUCCAAAGGAAAAAAGCAAAACAGAUAGGAAAAGAACAUAAACCUCAUUUCACCUAUUUUAUUUUAAUACCAUCUUAAUAUUUUUCUCGACCAAUAUAUGCCCAAUAAAUAAAUAUAAAAAAGAAAAGGAGACCUCAAGUCUAGAAAUUUCUAAUUUUUUAUGUUUUAAGAAAGGAAAGAAAACUACAUUAUUUUUGUAAAGUAUUUAUUGAGUCGCUGAGUCUUGUGCAUCAAGCAGUGAUAAUAUGACCUGGUUCUGUAGGGUGGAACUUAGGAUAAAUAAAGAGUUGGUUCUCAUGCAGUCCUUACUUGCAAAACUCCAGGAAAAGAGAUUAUAUAAUAAAAUCAUAAUAACAUGUGUUACCUGCAGUUAAUGUGUGACCUGCAAAUAUUUAUGAUACAAAUUCCCUAAAUAGCCCUGGUAAAGCAGGACUUUAAGGCAGAGGAGAAGAAGGUUGAAACCACGUAGGAAUAAAAGGCUCAUUGACUGACGUGAUGGUGGGUGGCGCAGCUCAUAGCAUCUUUGGCAGCAAGAACAUCGACCCGGCCCCCAGGAGGUUGAAGCUCAUUGACACCAUGUGACUUUUUGCCCACCCAAAGCAAAGGCUUAAGACAGCCCAGGUGAGUGGGACCAUUUCCAGACAAAACUUUGCAAUUACAGUAGUAAGUAGAACUCCUCAUCAGGCAAAUUAUUCCUUUUCCAGAUGAGGAAACCAAAGCUCAGAAAAAAUAAAUCACACUGGGCCCAUCCUUCAUUUCCUAGCCUAGUGCUCCUUUGACAAUAUCAAGUGUGUGACGUCCUUAUAUUCCUGGUGUCUUUGGUAUUCCUGAUCCUACCCUUAGGUUCUCUUAAUAAAAUCUUGUUUUUAUAGAAAAGCUCUUAUCAGUCUUUACACAUUAGAAUGUGUUCUCCACGUAUUGCCCACUCUCAGGAUAUUUAUAUUUAAGAUCUGUUUCUAAUUAUAGAAUGAGAAUACUUAUUCACAUCUGAAGGAAUUUUAGGCGAAGGAGAAAACCAAUAGUUCCAUAUAUCAGGGAAGCAGAUUUGGUUCCUAAUAAUAGGAAGACCAUUUUUGCAGAAGGUUGGUUGCAGUGGAAUGCAUUGCCUUUGGGAGGGUGAGGACCCUGUCAGGACAUGUACUUGAGCCGAGCUGGAGGUGAAAUCACAUGAGAAGCUCAUUUUAGAGAUGAGAAGAGACAAACACGUGCGGCAGGAACCCCCUCUGAUAAGCGUUCUAUGAAGGGCAAGUGGAAAGUACUCUGGGAAGACAGAGGCAGGAAUCAGGGAAGCACCUGUUGGCUCUAACAGAGGAGUGGUAUUUCACAAAGCAGAGAAGAGGGAGCGGAAGUAGUUGCAUUUGAAGGAAGAAAACAGUACUGACAAAGGCAAGAAACUGGGCGAGAGCUUGGUGUUUUCUGAAAACUGUGGGGUUUAGCCUGAUGAACCAGAGAGAGAAGCAUGACGAGUUAUGGAGCCACAUCUAAGGUGUUUCUGUUAAGGAUUUAGCAUGGCAAAUUAAAGCUCUUUCCUACUACAGUGA
Messenger RNA from Vicugna pacos (alpaca), 3902 nucleotides. NCBI's taxonomy places the organism in Eukaryota, Metazoa, Chordata, Mammalia, Artiodactyla, Camelidae. The record is from RefSeq and is a predicted model, not a curated record.